AUGAUCUGCCGACUACUUCGGUUUGUGCUUGCGCUCGUGUCGAUCCUUGCUCAUGUAAGCGACGUGGAUGCUGCUGCAGCUUCCCCAUCAUCUACAGGCAAAUGCUCACUGGAAGCGCAGCAGUUUUCGGUGGUUGUGGCGACCAGCGCACCUCUCGGGUUGCGUCUGAGCGAGAAGCUGGAAGUGCUGGAGUUUGUAGCAGAUUCAGAGGGUCGUGGUCGAGCUGUGGAAGCCUCCGGUCUGGCCGAGAUUGGGGAUCGUCUUAUUGCCGUUAACGACGUCUCGCUCGAGGGGUACACGCUGCAGAAGGCUGUGGCAGAGCUGCAAGCGGCACAAUUACCACGAAAACUGCGCUUCCAGACUCAUGAUAGGCGCUGUAUCGUGCCCCCACCAGCAGCGAUAAAAGAGACCGUCAUUGAAGCAGACACCGCAUCGACAGUUACUUAUGAGCCACCCAUUGAAGAGAUCUUCGACUAUGUGGUAUCAAGUGUCGGUGACAAGACAAGUGAGCUCAAGUUAUAUGCCGUGCUGUCUUCAGAUGGCUCACCACCGAGCUGUGAGUUUCGUGAACUGAUUCUCGCUCGGCCUUUCGAUGCUUGUGCUCCGCUCUCGAUCAACGUCACCGAAAGGUAUGUUCUCGUCCCGAGCGUACUUGGAUGUCCGAUGCAUCAGAAAGCAGCUUUAGCGGAUGAAGCAGGAGCAAAGGGUGUCGUCUUCGUCCAGCGCGUGGGUGAGAAGCCCAUGCGUGUGCGUAUUCCGCCUCCUUCGUCGCUACCACACCCCAUCAACAUCCCGUUAGUCAUGGUAUCAUCGGAUUCUGGAGGACGCUUGCUGGAGCAAAUGGUUGGUGCGCGUCCCGGUGAAAAUCAGCAACUCCGCUUCGUCUUCAGUUCAGCAUGUGCAGUUGAUCGCUUUGCAGUGCACCCGGACGAGAAUGACCCGUUGCGCCGCGCUGCAGUCCUCCUCAUCGAAGAUGCUAGUGCGGGAUUUCUGUCCAUAUCCGUUGCAACUUCAGCGGAAACGGAGCUAAUUGCCGACUCAUACGAGUUUCUCAAGCCCGCGGAUUAUAGUUCGGGUGGCGGCACCACUGGAGUAAACCUUCCUAUCGGCAGAAAUGAUCUUAUCUUCCCCGACUUCAAAGUGUUUAACCCGUGCGAAACAGACCCGAUGCGGAUAUCACCGCUCUCACGCCGCAGCAAUAUGGCUGAUUCUUUCAUUGCUAUCCGAUUACGAGAUCCUAAGAGCCCUCGUGGGUGCUCGCUAAUGCAGCAAAUAGCCUACUUUGAAGCCAAACGUGCGGCAGGAAUCAUACUGGGAGAUCCACGAUUUCCGCACACAGCAAGCUCCCUCACCGCUGCCGUUGCAGUUCAGCAAACUUCAAUACUUGUAGUAUUCAUCUCCAUGAGCGCGUUUCAAACAAUCCGUCGAAAGUUGCGAGAGCUAGAAGCUAAAGACGAAAUAAGCUCCAAUGAGGAUAGUAAGACGCACAUUCACGUCGAGUUCAGCGGUGCAAAUGCGCUAGAGCACCAAUGGAAGGAACUUGCGGGCCUGGCAGUGCCGUCGAACUGGCCGGCAACCGAAGCUGCACGAGAUCGACUAUUUCAUCGCAUGCUGAAGGAUCAGGCCACUUUGGACGACCACGACAUGCAGCUUUCUCUCGUCAAGAACGAGCGAUACGAAGCCUUAGUUGCAUCGUAUUGGAGUGCUCAGCGUUAUUAUAGCGCACGUACCGAUGAUGCCGCUAAAACCAAACUGCAGGGUGGAGAUGAUUCAGAAGACGAUCGGUAG
This is a messenger RNA of Phytophthora nicotianae INRA-310, 1788 nucleotides long. RefSeq lists its product as hypothetical. The transcript has 5 exons. The coding region runs from base 1 to 1788 and encodes 595 amino acids. Gene Ontology annotation, molecular function: protein binding. The record is from RefSeq and is a predicted model, not a curated record. NCBI's taxonomy places the organism in Eukaryota, Oomycota, Peronosporomycetes, Peronosporales, Peronosporaceae.